GCGCAUGUAUUAACUUUACUUGCUGUCUCGGAAAUCUAGUCAGCUGAGCAAUUAAAUUAAAUAAAUGGCGUAAUUAUCUUUGACAUUGUUGUGGAAUUAAUUAAAGAUAAAUUAUAUUAUCAUGGGUAGCUUUCGACAAGGUUUUGGACGUCUUUCUCGCACUCUUAAUUGGUAUCCGAAGCAUAUGAAUUCGGGGAUGAAACAAAUGCAAGCAAAGCUUCGUUCUGUAGACUGUAUUUUAGAAUUACACGAUGCCAGAAUCCCAUUUUCCGGAAGGAAUCCAAACUUUGCACAAUCUCUUGUCGGUGAUAAGCCACAUAUUUUAGUACUGAAUAAAGUCGACCUGAUUCCACGUGAGACUGCUCGUGCCAUCGCGGCGUCGCCACUUAUCACCUCCUCAACGCCACAUAUUGUGUUCACGAAUGCUAAAAAUGAUCAGGAUUCGGGAAUCAAGAAGAUAACACCUCUAAUGCGGAAACUAAUCGAAGAAUCGGAUCGUUACCAUCGCACGAAUACGACUGAGUUUCACGCCAUGAUUAUCGGUGUGCCGAACGUGGGGAAAUCAUCGCUUAUCAAUAUUCUCAGAGCUAGGAAUAUGAAGAAAGGUCGUUCCCUGAAAGUCGGACCAUCCGCCGGAGUUACGAAAUGUGUCCAUGAAAAAGUGAAAGUUUCCGAAAAUCCUACAAUCUUCCUUUUCGAUACGCCUGGAAUUCUAACCCCUAAAAUUGAUGGGGAUGAGACCGGACUGAAAUUGGCAGUUUGUGGAAACCUGCCUGACCACGACGUUGGAGAGAUGUUAAUUGCGGACUACAUUCUUUACGUUCUUAACAGCCGGAAGAAUACUCGCUACGUGACCUGGAUGGGGUUGGACGGACCUUGCGACUGCAUCACGACAACCCUUACGAAAGCCUGCAUUCAUUUGAAUAUUAUGUAUACCGUCAAAGACUUCAAUGCAUCAGGUGGCCUCAUUAAAAAACCCAACUUUGACAUCAUGGCUAAAAUGUUUAUCGAAAAGUUCAGAGCUGGCGACUUUGGCAAAAUUAUUCUCGACGAGAUCGACCACACCGGAGUACACGAUUCCCAUGAAAAGAUGCACCUUCACCCCAACGAAACUUGGAUGAGCAGUAGUAGUUCUACGGGCUGAAAAAUAAACGACACUUAGCUAAUCAUCCUAACAAGAAGAAUUAAUUAACACCAUUAAGUUACGUAUAAUCAUGAAUUCUUAUGAAUCAUCGUUCGUUAUCAUGAGAAUUUAUGUAUUGUCAUCAUCAUCAUCACUUCCAUGAAAUAAAGACACGGUUAUAAUUUUA
This is a messenger RNA of Folsomia candida, 1310 nucleotides long. Its product is annotated as mitochondrial GTPase 1. NCBI's taxonomy places the organism in Eukaryota, Metazoa, Arthropoda, Collembola, Entomobryomorpha, Isotomidae. The transcript is spliced from 6 exons. The record is from RefSeq and is a predicted model, not a curated record. Gene Ontology annotation, molecular function: GTPase activity; GTP binding. Bases 122 to 1144 code for a protein of 340 amino acids. Gene Ontology annotation, cellular component: mitochondrion.